This is a messenger RNA of Danio aesculapii, 4140 nucleotides long. RefSeq names its product TGF-beta activated kinase 1 (MAP3K7) binding protein 2 (gene tab2). NCBI's taxonomy places the organism in Eukaryota, Metazoa, Chordata, Actinopteri, Cypriniformes, Danionidae. The transcript has 8 exons. Gene Ontology annotation, molecular function: K63-linked polyubiquitin modification-dependent protein binding; ubiquitin binding. The coding region runs from base 342 to 2603 and encodes 753 amino acids. The record is from RefSeq and is a predicted model, not a curated record. Gene Ontology annotation, biological process: positive regulation of protein kinase activity.
UUGCUUGCACGGCCGCCAUAUUGUGUGACACUAUUUUGAUUCUUAUCUGUUGGAAGUGAAAAGGAAGAGAGAAAAUAAGGGGGAGCAGAGGGGGGAAAAGCAGAAGAGCUGUCAGAAGAUUUCUCGAGUCUGAGAAGCAGCGGGGCGGCGUGUGUUUCUCCCCCACCGCGGUCUGUACCCGAGCGGGCCUGGUUCUGCUGGCGGCCCGGCCCAGCGCAGUUCCGCCGCGGGGUCUCGGGGGUUGCAGGCGGCCCGGGGAGCGGCGCCCAACGCGACGAUGCUACGAUAGUGUGUGAGCGUGUGUGCUGUGGUCAAGUCUGUUCGGUUUUGGCAUUUGACGAAUGGCACAGGGAAACCAGCAGAUUGACAACCAGGUUCUGCACCACCUGCGGCAAAAGUUUCCAGAAGUACCAGAGGACGUGGUGUGUGAGUGUGUCCUACAGAACAAGAGUAAUUUGGCUGCGUGCUUCGAGUACCUGACCAAGGUGAGCCCUCGUUUCCUGUACAGUGAAGGCAGCCAGAGUUUGACAGAUCUCCGCAAUCACAUGACCCAGCUCAACCUUGGCGUCUCCCAGAAUACCCAUGGUGCAGUGCAGCGAGAUGCAGUCGGGAUGAAUGGCAGCCGGACUCUCGCCCCCAGUGUGAGCGACGGGCCCCUAAAUGUGCCGUCCGCCCUGUCUGAGUUCUACCAGCCUGAAACGCCCUCUGUGCCCACACACACGCCUGCCAGCCUCAGCAUGGAGUCCACCCGCAAGCCGCAGCCUCCUCAGCACCUCGGCCUGUACCAAGUUGGGGGCAAAGGUCAUGCGCCACCUCCAGCCCCACGCUUCAACCCCAUCACGGUGACGCUGGCGCCCAACACCGGCCGAAAUACUCCUACCUCCCUGCACAUUCACGGAGGGCCUCAGUCGGGUCUGAACAGUCCCAACUCCAUCUACAUUCGGCCCUACGUGACACAGCCAGGCUCGACCCGGCAGGUGCAGUGCCGAGCGCAGUACAGCCCCACAUCCCAGCCCGCGCAACAGAUCUACCAGAUCACUCAUCCCGCGGCACCGCAGAGCUCCUGGAGCCAGCACCAAACCUCUCAUGUCUACAUGCCCAUCAGCUCACCCACCAACACGCAGGCGCCCUCCAUCCCCUCCGCUGUGGCAUCCCAGGCCAUCUCCUCAUCGCCUCUGCCCUCGUCCGGCUCCUCCUUCAGCCAGUAUAACAUCCAGAACAUCUCCACAGGCCCGCGCAAGAACCAGAUAGAGAUCAAGCUGGAGUCUCCCCAGAGGGGUUCUGGUUCAUCCUCGCUCCUGCGCUCCAGCUCUGCCCCACGCUCUGCCUGCAGCUCCACCUCUUCUUCCUGCCCCUCCUCCUGCACCUCUUUGGCUUCGAGCUCCGGCUCUUCCACACCCAUCUCCAUCGGCGGUGCGGGCCUUAGCCGCAGCCAGCCCACCGUCUACAUCUCUCCGUCUCCACCCACUGCUGCUACCGCUCCGUCGGAGGACUGCGCCCUUGUCCCCAACACUCCUCGCUCCCAGCCAAAGAUCUACUUUUCUGCAAACACCUCUGCGGAUGAUGGAGGGGGCAGGAAUCCACCUACAGUCUACAUCUCUGCUAAUCCCGCGCUGCAGGGUCCCGCUGGCCUGCGGGCUUUGGGAAGCCAGAUGAGCAUGGGCCCUGCGUAUAUCCACCAUCACCCGCCCAAAUCCCGUCCUUCCGUUGGAGCUGGAGGCACAGCCACAUCGCCUCGGGUGGUUGUAACACAGCCUAACACCAAAUACACCUUUAAAAUCACUGUGUCGCCCAAUAAACCCCCGUCAGUGUCUCCUGGAGUGGUGUCGCCAACGUUUGAGCCAAACAAUAUGCUCAGCCUGCCUGCCGAUCACCACUAUGCAGAGCCAGAGAUGAGCCAGCCGGACCCACUUUGCCCGCUGCGGGACAAAGCCGCGGAGCCCCGCAGACUCAGCAUGGGUGCUGACGACGCUGCAUACACACAAGCUUUGCUAGUGCAUCAGAGAGCCCGAAUGGAGCGAUUGUGGCAUGAGUUAGAGCUGAAGAAGAGAAAGCUGGAGAAGCUAAAAGAGGAGGUGAAUGAGAUGGAGAGUGAUCUGACCAGGAGACGACUGCAGCGCUCCAACGCUUUCUGUCAGAUCCCAUCUAUUGAGGAGAUGCAGCAGUUGAGGUGUAAAAACAGGCUUCUACAGAUUGAUAUUGACUGUUUAACCAAAGAGAUUGACCUCCUUCAGACACGAGGACCAGACUUUAAUCCCAUUGCAAUUCACAAUUUUUACGACAACCUUGGUUUUUUGGGUCCUGUACCUCCAAAACCCCCUAAAGGUCCUACAAAAGCAGCUGCGGAUCACACAGGUUCUCUUGACAGGAGAGGCCGCAGAAUAAAUGUCAGCUCAAAGUUAAAGAGAGACCCUUCUCUGCCUCCUGUACCUCCUCCUGCCGCCGCUGUGCCCACGGAGGUGAGCCGGACGGAUGCGGGUGUGCGUGUGCUGUCAGAGCCCGAGGAGGACGAUGGCGUUCAGUGGAGCUGCACCGCCUGCACCUUCCUCAACCACCCCGCCCUCAACCGAUGUGAAGAGUGUGAAUUCCCACGCAAUUUCUGAGCCACACACACACGACACACAACAUGUGUAGACUGCCACCAUUUGGCCUCCGCCAGAACGUCUGGACACAUCUGCUGGAGGCUUUCUGUCCUUCUCCAAAGCUUCGUCUUUCCCUCCUCACAGUGUCAUUAUGUGUGUGUGUGUGUUUGUGUUGUGGUGUCCACUGAAGACUGGAUGAUGUUUACAGCUCUUUUGUCUCUGUACAGAAUGUGUGUGUGUGUGUGUGUGUGUGUGUUGUGUGGAAGAUCAAGGGAAACUUCACCUAUAAAAGGCUGAAUGCUGAUAUUAACACGUUUAUAACGUCCACACACACACGGUUUACAUGUGUGUGCGCGCGUGUACGGAUGCCAGUGUGCCUUUUUCAUGGGAACGGACGGUGACUGUUUUUAAGACUUUGUUCCCAAAGGAUCAUGGGCGGGAUCUGCUAAACUCACAGUUAUUUUGUUUGCUAAAUUGAAGAGAAAAAACAGAAAAAAGUGAAAAGAAAAAAGUGCAUGCUUUAGAUGUACAGUUUCAAAAGGCAACACAGAUUUUUACUGUACAUAGUUUUAGAAUGAGCUCCUCCAUGGCCAUUUUAUUUCUCGAGAUUUCACAUGUAUUUCCUGUAAGUAUAGCUUUAUAGACUUCAUUUAUUUCUCUGUUUUUGUUUCUGUCUAUUAAGUAUGGAUUCCCACCGUCAGCUUUCUUGAGAACUUUUAAAGGGAUGCUAAAAUGUGCAAGUGCAAAUGGCGAAAUGCUCUUUGUUUUGCACUAUAUCAGCGUACGAGCUGCAAAUGCAGCAAAACUGAAAAAAAACAGAUCUAGAUUUUUAUUAAUAAAAGGUACUUGACCUCAGAGCGGUCAAAGGACUUCACAGGAAACCCAUAAAGCCCUCGGAUAACAAAUGCUUUCCUAUGUGACAACUGGAAUGUAGGUUUACUAUUAGAAUUUAUACCUUUGUGCCAAAAACUCUUUCCUCGCUAUGCAUCGAUGAAGCUUUAUCAGAGUAUUUGCAGUAACGUGGGUUUGAAAGAAAAGACUUGUUAGAUGAAAACACACACAGUACUCGCUAGCUCGCUAGCCUUCGUGGCUCAGGUUUUAUAAAUUGCCAAAAAAAUACAGGAAGAGUAGCCGACGAAACCUUUCCCGAUGUGCCUUCAGUCUUCAUGCGGUUCACUGUUACAGAUCAUGGUAUAUGUGGUACAUGCACAGUGCCUUCGCUUGCACACGUUACAGAAUUGAAACGGAUCCUUGGAAGUGUUUUGUAACUUUAAAAGUUUAUGGAGCGAAACCUUUAUCGCAGAAAAGCGAUGUUUUGUCACCCGUCCUCAUAGGAGUGCGAAUGCAUUAAGUGUGCAUUGAAAAGUUGAAUGAGGUUGUUAUUUAUAAAACAAACAAAUACACCAUUUCCGAAUGCUGGUUUCUGGUCUCCAGGCUGAAGAUUUAUUCAGUCUGCUUUUCUGUUUUCAUCUUUGGCUCCACGCACAACACUUUCUGUGCUGUUUCACCAACUCUGCAACAACCCAAAGAAACCAUUAAAUCUGCUUUUAAAAGGAAA